Molecule: messenger RNA, 3991 nt
Organism: Phalacrocorax carbo (great cormorant)
Lineage: Eukaryota; Metazoa; Chordata; Aves; Suliformes; Phalacrocoracidae
Source: RefSeq, a predicted model, not a curated record
AAGUGUGCAGCGCGCUGACUGGUCGCCGCACCCGGUUGUGCCCGCCGGUACUUCCUGUCAUGCUUUCCCAGGCGCGGUUGCAUCAUUGCGGGACGGGCGGCGCUGAGAAUGGUUCGACAAGUUCCAGAAAACAUAACUUUUCCAAAUGAGGAAGAGAAGAUAUUGGAGCUCUGGAAAAAUCUCAAUUGUUUCCAGGAAUGCCUAAGGCAAUCAAAGAAUAGACCUAGGUUUAACUUCUAUGAUGGCCCUCCAUUUGCUACUGGGCUUCCACACUAUGGCCAUAUUCUUGCAGGAACCAUUAAAGACAUAGUAACCAGAUUUGCUCAUCAGAGUGGUUUUUAUGUUGACAGAAGAUUUGGCUGGGAUUGCCAUGGCUUACCUGUGGAAUAUGAGAUUGACAAGACUUUAGGCAUUAAAGGGCCAGAGGAUGUGGCAAAGAUGGGGAUUAAAGAAUACAACAACCAGUGCAGAGGAAUUGUGAUGAGAUACUCAAAGGAAUGGGAAUUCAGUGUUACCAGAUUAGGACGCUGGAUUGAUUUUGAAAAUGACUAUAAAACUCUUUAUCCUGGGUUCAUGGAGUCUGUAUGGUGGGUUUUCAAGCAGCUGUAUGACAAAGGACUGGUGUAUAGAGGUGUUAAGGUCAUGCCUUUUUCAACUGCAUGCAACACGCCACUGUCAAACUUUGAGUCCCAUCAGAAUUAUAAGGAUGUUCAAGAUCCGUCGGUGAUUGUGAGCUUCCCACUGGAUGAAGACACAAGUGUGUCUCUUGUUGCUUGGACCACUACUCCUUGGACCUUGCCUAGUAAUUUGGCCCUUUGCGUUAAUCCAGAAUUGCAAUAUGUAAAAUUGAGAGAUAAUGCCACAGAAAAGAUUUACAUUUUGAUGGAAUCCAGGCUGAUAGCACUGUACAAAUCUGACAGUGAAUAUGAGAUACUUGACAGGUUUCCUGGCAUUGCUCUUAAAGGCAAGAAAUAUAAACCACUCUUUGAAUAUUUUAUUCAGUGCAAAGAUAAAGGUGCAUUUGCUGUGGUAGUAGACAGUUACGUGAAGGAGGAGGAAGGCACAGGUGUUGUACAUCAGGCCCCCUAUUUCGGUGCUGAUGAUUACAGAGUCUGCAUGGAUUUCAAUAUUAUUCAGAAAGAUUCUGUGCCCGUUUGUCCGGUUGAUGCAUCAGGCUGCUUCACAGCAGAAGUGACUGACUUUGCUGGACAGUAUGUGAAGGAUGCAGAUAAGAACAUCAUUAAAUUACUGAAAGAGAAAGGCAGACUGGUUCGCAGCAGUAGUUUUAAGCACAGCUAUCCCUUCUGCUGGAGGUCAGAUACUCCGUUGAUAUACAAAGCUGUGCCAAGCUGGUUUGUGAGAGUGGAGCACAUGGUGGAGAAGCUACUGGAGAAUAAUGCCCAGUGCUACUGGGUUCCAGAUUUUGUGAGGGAGAAGCGUUUUGGGAACUGGCUUAAAGAUGCACGAGACUGGGCUAUAUCUAGAAACCGGUACUGGGGAACACCCAUCCCUUUGUGGGUCAGUGACGAUUUUGAAGAGGUAGUUUGUAUUGGUUCAGUGGCAGAGUUGGAAGAGCUGUCUGGAGUGAAAGUCACUGAUCUCCAUCGAGAAAGUAUUGAUCACCUAACUAUCCCUUCACACUGUGGCAAGGGCUUACUACACCGGAUCCCUGAAGUUUUUGAUUGCUGGUUUGAGAGUGGAAGCAUGCCCUAUGCACAAGUUCAUUAUCCAUUUGAAAACAAAAAAGAACUUGAGGAUGGUUUCCCUGCUGACUUCAUUGCUGAAGGCAUUGACCAAACUCGAGGAUGGUUCUACACUUUGCUGGUACUGUCUACUGCUCUUUUUGGAAGACCUCCUUUCAAGAAUGUAAUCGUGAAUGGCCUCGUUCUUGCCAGUGAUGGCCAAAAAAUGAGCAAAAGGAAGAAGAAUUAUCCUGAUCCAAUGAGUAUUGUAAAUAGUUAUGGAGCUGAUGCACUAAGGUUAUAUCUGAUCAAUUCGCCUGUGGUAAGAGCCGAAAAUCUGAGAUUUAAGGAGGAAGGAGUGAGGGAUAUACUGAAGGAUGUCUUCCUGCCCUGGUACAAUGCAUAUCGCUUUCUUGUUCAGAAUGUUCAGAUCCUGCAACAUAAGGAUGCGGGAACAGAAUUCCUUUACAAUGAGAACACAGUUAAGGAGAGCAAUAACAUCAUGGAUAAAUGGAUUCUUUCUUUCACCCAAUCACUCAUUCAGUUCUUCAAAGCUGAAAUGGCAGCUUACAGGCUGUACACUGUAGUCCCUCGAUUAGUGAAGUUUGUUGAUAUUCUGACCAACUGGUAUGUUAGAAUGAAUCGCAGAAGACUAAAGGGUGAGAAUGGGACUGAAGACUGCAUUAUGGCCUUGGAAACCUUGUUUAGUGUUUUGUUCUCCAUGUGCAGACUUAUGGCACCAUAUACUCCAUUUAUCACUGAGCUGAUGUACCAGAAUCUGAAGACACUUAUUGAUCCAGCCUCAGUUCAGGAGAAGAAUACUGAAAGCAUCCACUACCUCAUGCUUCCCCAAGUGAGGGAGGAUCUCAUCGACAAAAAAAUUGAAAGUGCCAUUUCUUGUUUGCAGUCUGUUAUUGAGCUUGGACGAGUAAUCAGAGACAGAAAAACCAUUCCAGUAAAGUAUCCUUUGAAGGAAGUAGUUGUUAUCCAUCAGGAUCCAGAGGCUCUGGAAAAUGUCAGAUCUUUAGAGAAGUACAUACUUGAGGAGCUUAAUGUACGUCAAGUGACAUUAUCUACUAAUAAAGAUAAAUACGGAGUCCGGCUGAGAGCAGAACCUGAUCACAUGGUGCUUGGGAAGCGUUUGAAAGGUGCAUUUAAGCCUGUCAUGUCUGCAAUCAAAGAGCUGAAGAGUGAGCAGCUGGAGGAAUUCCAGGAGACAGGCACCAUUGUUGUAGAAGGACAUGAACUCCACGGGGAAGAUCUUCGUCUCAUGUAUACCUUUGAUCAGAUUGCAGGAGGAUCUGCCCAGUUUGAGGCACAUUCUGAUGCUCAGGUUUUAGUUCUGCUAGAUGUUACCCCAGACCAGUCCAUGGUGGAUGAAGGAGUUGCCCGGGAAGUGAUUAAUCGCAUCCAGAAGCUUCGCAAAAAGUGCAAUCUGGUUCCUACAGAUGAGAUUACUGUGUACUACAGAUCACAUCUAGAAGGUGACUACCUGGAUACUGUUAUUAAGGAACAUACGGAUUUCAUUUUUGCUACAAUAAAGGCUGCCCUGAAACCUUACCCGGUCCCUACCUCAAAAGAAGUUCUUAUCCAGGAAACAACCCAACUGAAGGGAUCGGAGCUAGAAAUUACACUCGUCCGAGGUGGUUUGUGUCAGUGUGUUGGUCCAGCCUGUGCCUACGUCAACCUCAAAGUUUGUGUUAAUGGGACAGAGCAAGAUGGUGUGUUGCUGCUGGAAAAUCCAAAAGGAGAUAAUACCUUGACCUUCACUGGACUUGUAGAUGCUGUCUCCUGCAUUUUUGGUCUUAAAAAUUUAAAACUGAUGGUUUUUAAUGGAAAAACAGAACUGAUAAACAAAACUGACUUACUUAGUCUCAGCGGAAAGACUCUACAUGUGACAACAGGGUCACCACCUGCUCUGAUCAACUCUCCCAAUGCUCUGCUCUGCCAGUACAUCAACUUGCAGUUAGUGAAUGCAAAACCGCAAGAAUGUCAGAGAGGAAUGGUGGGAACUCUUCUCAUGGAAAACCCUGUUGGUCAGAAUGGAUUAACGUACCACGGUCUUCUACAUGAAACAGCAAAAGUUUUUGGGCUCAGAAGCAGGAGGCUAAAAUUGUUCCUGGAUGAAGCGCAAACUCAGGAGAUCACAAAGGACAUAUCCAUGAAGAACCUGAACAUGAAGACUGUGUAUGUUCACGUUAUACCUACCACAGCUGAAUGUUGAGAAUUCCAUUUUUAUGAAUAAGACCAUGUAGACUUUUUCGCCUCCCAAAAUGAAGUCAAAUUAAAGUUGUAUGCUUUUAGAUGAA